UGUGACAGCAUAGGGCCAAAUAUAAAUUCCUAAGGACAUUGUCCACUGAGGACCUUUAUUCAUUUAAUAAUCCCAUGCUAAUUACUUAUCUUAUGGUAACUUUUAUAUAGCUAAGAAAAUACUAAAUAUAUGCAAAGUAAUCAUUUUGGGGGAAAAGGUACUGAUAGUCAAAGAGAUAAAGAUAUGCUUCAUGUAGAGAAAGUACCUUUUGAGCUGAGCAUUGAAGGAAGUGGGAAAUUAAUGAGGCAGAAGGGAAGAAGUGAAUUCCGGGCAUGGGAACAACUUGUACAAAACAUUAGAAGAUGAGAAAUAUAGGGAGCCAUUUGUGAGGAACAGCAUGUAAGCCACCAUGACUUAAAGUAUGUGAAGGGAAAUAAUAUAUAAUAAGGCCACAAAAGUAGGGUGAAGCCAAAUUGUAAAGUGUGAUAAAGAGGAUUUUUAUCGUAAGUACAGUGGGGAUGGGAGGAAGGGGGAGAAAGGGAAGGAGAAGCUUGGUGGCGGAGUGGUUAGAGCAUGGGCCCAGGAGUUAGGAGGACCUACCUGUGUAACUGAGCAAGUCACUUUACUUUCUGUCUCAGUUUCCUCAUCUGUAAAAUGGGAAGAACACAACUCCCUUACAGGAUUGUUUUGAGGGUAAAAUGAGACAGUACUUGUAAAGUUCUCUGUAAACCUUAAAGAACUAUAUAAAUGCUAGUGAUGUUGAUGACUAUGAAGGUGAGGAGGCACUGCUGCUGUUGGUAAGGCCAACAGUCCCCUGCCCUCAAGUAUCUUACAUUCUAAUAACAUAUAGGGCAGUUGUGGUCUAGAAUGUUGAAGGAAUGGAGAGUGGGGAGCCAAAGGGACAAUUAAUUGACUAGAUCUUUCCUGAAAUGGUGGCGUGGAUUAGUUUAUUGUUCCUAGAGCUAGAGAGAAAAUUCACUGGCGAGAUUGCUGGAAAGAUGAGUACAAUGGCAUCAGGUAAAGAUGUCUGGGGAGCAACUUGAUAGGUCUGAGUCUGGGCUAGAAAGCAAGAGGAAUUGGAUUGAAAUGUAGUGAGUUAAAUGACAUUGAAACAUUAAUAGAUAUUUUUUGGGUGUGAAAAUCUCCCCAGCUGUAUUAAGGUUUUGUCUAUAAUUUUCUAUAAUUUUUAUAAAAACUAGUGACUCAGAUGCCUUACUAAAGCCUGAGUAUAAACUUUGGCAACUUCAUUCUUCUGAUCUGUCAAUCUAGUAAUUCUGUCAAGAAAGGAAAUACGCAGGAGCAGCUAGGGGGCGCAGUGGAUAGAGCACCAGCCCUGAAGUCAGGAAGACCUAAGUUCAAAUUUGGCUGACAUUUAACAUUUUCUAGUUGUAUGACCCUGAGCAAGUCACUUAACCCCAAUUGCCUCAGCUAAAACAAAAAAAGAAAGAAAGAAAGAAAGAAGAAGAAAAAAAAAAACAAGUUCAGUUUGGCAUGACCAGUUCUUGAUGAGGCCAUGCUGUCUCUUUGUGAUCACUAUUUCCUGGCAUUAGCUAUCCCUUGUAUGUACUCUAGAAUUUUCCCACAAAUGAGGUGGUUUAGUUACUUUGGACUGGUUUAGUUACUUUGGACUUAUUCAGCCCAGCUCUUUGAGGCUUUUCUCAUUGAAGCUGAAUUUAGUAACAGGAAUGUAGGCAAUGCCCUCAGAGUUCAUUUUAGUUGAAUGAAUGAGCAUCAUUUAUUAAUUAUUUAUUAAAGCUUCCACCUCUGAAUUAUUCAGGCUUUUUCACAUGUCAGAGUUAUUUAUGAAGACCUUCUAUCUGGACUGAAGGUGAGGUGGGGAGGACUCUGGAGGCACUGAUUACCUGCUAAUUUGGUGUUUUGUUUUUUUUUCUAGCGGCUACCCAACCAUGCCAAAUUCCUUACUGUGGGCUGUGGAUAUUUUUGGGAGAGUGUACACGCUUGCCACAGCUGGCCAGUACUGGGAACUCUGCAAGGAUGCCCAUCUAGAAUUCAAGCGGGUCAGCGCUGUGAAGCAGUGCUGCUGGGGGAUCGCUUGUGACAAUCAAGUCUAUGUAUACGUAUGCUCCAGUGAUGUCCCCAUCCGGCACCGGGAGGAAACCUAUGAGAACCAGCGAUGGAAUCCAGUUGGUGGUUUCUGUGAAAAGCUCAUGCCCAGUGACCGCUGGCAGUGGAGCGACGUGAGUGGGCUCAAGCACCAACAGCUGGAUAGUUUGGUGCUGCCAUCACCACACUGGGAGUGGGAGUCUGACUGGUACGUGGAUGAAAAUUUUGGAGGGGAACCCACCGAGAAAGGGGGAUGGACAUAUGCCAUGGACUUCCCAGCAACCUACACCAGGGAUAAGAAAUGGAACUCCUGUGUGCGGCGGCGGAAGUGGAUCCGUUACAGGAGAUAUAAAUCCCGGGACACUUGGGCCAAGAUUCCAUCCCAUGAUGACCCUAAACAGCUGCCUGAUCCUUUCAACGAUCUCUCCAUUGGAGGAUGGGAAAUCACAGAUGAACCUGUAGGUCGAUUGUCUGUCUGGGCAGUUUCUCUGCAAGGCAAGAUAUGGUACAGAGAGGAUGUCUGCCACCCAAACCCUGAGGGUUCUUCUUGGUCACUUGUAGAAACCCCUGGGGAAGUUGUACAAAUCAGCUGUGGGCCCUAUGAUCUUCUCUGGGCCACCCUUUGGGAAGGGCAAGCGAUGGUUCGAGAAGGAAUUGAUAGAAAUAAUCCCAAAGGCAGUUCCUGGUCAAUAGUGGAACCACCGGUAUCUGAAAAUGGGAUCAUGCAUGUCUCUGUUGGUGUUAACGUUGUCUGGGCAGUCACUAAGGACAGAAAAGUCUGGUUUAGACGAGGUGUCAACUCUCACAAUCCCUGUGGCACCAGCUGGAUUGAGAUGGUUGGAGAAAUGAUGAUGGUAAACGUAGGGUUAAACGACCAGGUUUGGGGAAUUGGAUGUGAUGAUCGAACAGUUUAUUUCCGACAAGGUGUUACACCGAGUGAACUUAGUGGAAAAACAUGGAAGGCCAUCAUUGCAAACAGAGAGAAUGAUCGAUCGCAUACUGGAAGCUCAUCCAGCCUCCUUAGUGCCGGAUGUUUCUUUGGGGAUGAAGUGAGAGGCAGCGGUGACUCCUUGGCUCCGAGUGACACUGAGACUUCCUCGGAGGCUGAGAGGCCAGGACUGGUGUCUGAGUAUGAAAUAUCUUUGGGUAACAGCCGGCCCCGUCCUGAGAGCUCUAGGGAAGAAGAGGCGGCCUUGGCUGGAGAUGGCCAAGCUCAGGGCAUUGUGCCAGCUUCCAGGCCUGACCCUGCCCCGGCUGAGCUCCCCUGGACCAACAUCGACCUGAAGGAGACUCAGAAAACCUCUGCUUCUUCAGCAGCCUGCUAUGCUGAGACCACCAGCCUCUCUUCUCUGGGGCUCUUUCCCAUGGGUCUGGAGGAGGGCUAUGGAGCUGAUGAUCACCCGUUGUGGGCCUGGGUGUCAGGAGGAGGCUGCACAGUGGACACACACACAGUUCUGAAGUGGUUCACUGUUCAGUCAGGUCUCUCCACCUCCAUGCAGACGCUAUCUUUGUCCAUCACUCCAGCCCAGACAGCGGCGUGGCGAAAGCAGAUUUUCCAGCAGCUCACGGAAAGGACCAAGAGAGAACUAGAGAAUUUCAGACAUUAUGAGCAGGCUGUAGAGCAGUCGGUGUGGGUGAAGACUGGCACACUACAGUGGUGGGCAGACUGGAAGCCCCACAAGUGGAUUGAUGUCCGGGUGGCGCUGGAGCAGUUCACUGGGAAUGAUGGCACUCGAGAUAGCAUCCUUUUCAUCUACUACAUGUUCCAUGAGGAAAAGAAGUACAUUCACAUAUUUCUCAAUGAAGUGACAGUGCUGGUUCCUGUGCUAAAUGAGGCCAAACAUUCGUUUGCCCUCUAUACCCCAGAGAAAACCAAACAGAGAUGGCCCAUCCGUCUUGCUGCUGCUACUGAGCAAGAAAUGUAUGAUUGGCUUGCUCUACUCAGUACGUCCUGCUCCGAAAGCCGAAGGAUCCAAGGCCGCCCUUCCCCCCAGGCCAUCUGGUCUGUCACUUGCAAAGGAGACAUUUUUGUGAGUGAGCCUAGUGUGGACCUGGAGGCACCCGUGCAUCCAAUGCCAUGUGACCAAAUGUUUUGGCGUCAGAUUGGAGGGCACCUGCGGGUGGUGGAGUGUAACAGCCACGGCGUUGUAUGGGGCAUCGGUUAUGACCACACAGCUUGGGUGUACACUGGGGGAUACGGUGGAGGCUUUUUUCAGGGCCUGGCCAGCAGUACCAGUAACAUCUAUAUGCAGUCUGAUGUCAAAUGCGUUUACAUCUAUGAAAAUCAGCGCUGGAAUCCUGUCACGGGCUAUACCAGCAGGGGUCUGCCUACUGACCGCUACAUGUGGAGUGAUGUGACAGGGCUGCAAGAAUGCACAAAGGCCAACACCAAGCCUCCCUCCCUUCAUUGGACAUGGGUUUCUGACUGGUAUAUUGAUUUCAACAUUUCUGGUGGUACGGAUCGAGAAGGAUGGCAGUAUGCAAGUGACUUUCCAUCGUCUUAUCAUGGAUACAAAACUAUGAAGGAUUUUGUCAGACGAAGACGAUGGGCAAGGAAAUGUAAGCUGGUGACCAGUGGGCCCUGGUUGGAAGUCGCCCCCAUUUCCCUUUGGGAUGUCUCCAUCAUCCCUGGCUGUGAGGAAGGCAGCAAAGAUUCCAUUGCACUUUGGGCCAUCAGCGACAAGGGAGACGUUCUGUGUAGACUGGGCGUGUCAGAACUCAAUCCGGCGGGCUCAUCGUGGCUGCACGUGGGUACAGAUCAGCCCUUUAUUUCAGUCUCUGUUGGGGCUUUUUACCAGGUCUGGGCCGUGGCUAGAGACGGCUCAGCAUUCUACAGGGGUUCUGUGUCCCCCAAGCAGCCUGCUGGUGAUUGUUGGUACCACAUCCCUUCUCCUCCAAAACAGAAGUUAAAGCAGGUGUCAGUGGGACAGACAUCAGUGUAUGCGUUAGAUGAAAAUGGUAACUUGUGGUUCCGACAGGGAAUCACUCCCAGCUACCCACAAGGAUCCAACUGGGACCAUGUCUCUAAUAACGUCCGCAAAGUUUCUGUUGGCCCACUGGACCAGGUCUGGGUCAUUGCCAAUAAAGUUCAAGGAAGCCACAGCCUGAGCUGCGGGACUGUGUGUCACAGAACAGGAGUGCAGCCCCGGGAGCCAAAAGGGCAAGGAUGGGAUUAUGGCAUUGGGGGAGGAUGGGACCAUCUUUCAGUCCGGGCUAAUACCACCAAAGCCCCGAAGAGCGUGCCCCAGGAGCCAGGGGAGGAUAAUUUCUCUAGGACCACGGACCUGGAAGAGGGAGAUGGGGGUGGAGAGAGCAGCUUCUUUAACAAGACCAUGCUGGUCAUGAAUGCAGUACCGGAGGUGAAUGGCAGCGCGGUGACUUGCUAAGGAACCAAGGCCGCCUUCGCCCACUGCAGGGACCUGGGAGCCGAGGCGGGUUUUGUAGGGUCUAGAUUUGCUAUGUGAGCCUUUUACAGUUAGAUUUAUUUUAUUCUUGUAUUGGAAUUUUACAGUUUGUGCAGGGAGAGGAUGGAGGCAUAGAUCCUGUGCAAGGUUGGAGGGAGAUGGCUGUUUCAGAGGCCGUCCCACCACCUCCGAAAUGUGAAUUUUUGUGUCAUUGCACUUUGGUCUCAGAUCUGGUAAACAUCCUUAAUCUUACCUUCGCUGCCUCGGAGUGUCCUCCGUGUGCCUCUCUGUUCUGGCGGAGUCCUCUUCAUGGGAGAUGGCUCCUUUGUGCCCUUGACAAUCGAUUGCCACAAGAAGGAACCAGCCCUGGAGAGCCUGUGCUGUUGCUGGUGGUAGAAGGGAGACAGACCCUGGGCCCGGCAGCCUCCGUAAGGGAGUUACACAUGGCUGAGUCACUUCUGGACUGGGGGCCCCAGAGUCCUUCCUUGAGCUAUUCCUCUUCUCCCCCAGAAUGCAGGGGCCUCAUGUGGUUCAGCUCAUGUCCCCAGGGCUCUUUAGAUACUGGACUUCAGUGGGGAAGAAGGGUCAGGAAAGUUGUGAGGUUAGAGGCAACGGUCAGCUGGCAGCAGUGUCUCAAUUUCAUUUUUUUUUUCUCUUGUUCUUUCUCUGUCACUUGGACUGUAUCUCCAUAUAAAGUAGGAUUUAAAAACAGAUUUAAUCCAACAGCAACCAGUUCAUGAAAUGGUUGGGUUUUUUUUUAAAGGUGGACUUAAUUCUGCCAUGUCUGUGUGUAGACAUAAUACUACUGAAUUUUCCUUAUUUUGUUGCUGUUUACUUGUUUUGUAAAGGAACACGCUGCCAUGUUCAGAAAGAAUUUGAUGUGACAUUAUAUUAGAAAGAGAGAUAUGCUUUAGAAAAUUCCAAAAAACUUGAAUUGAUAUUGUUCUAAGUAGUCUUUAAUUUUUAUUAACGUAACCAAAUAACACUAAAGCCAAGGAAGGAAGAUGGUAAAUUUUAGGAUUAAGUACCUUGGGAGGAGAGGGGAGUUUUUCUCUGCACUUCCCCCUGUGAGCAUUCAAUAAUACUUAUUUUUACCUUCUUCAGUGAACUGCCUUUAUGAGAUAAGGCUUGCUGUUCCACCCCAAAAAACCACUGCCCCCAUUCCAUCAGCUGAAUCAGAAUGCACUUUGUUAAACUGAUGAAUCAGUGAAAUCAGUUUAUUAAAUUGCCCUUUGUUUUGAUCUGUUUUACCCAGGGCAAUGAUGGAUAAUUCUUCUGCCAUUUUAUUGCCAGAUUUACAUCCUGUUGGUGAAAUUUUCUCUAGUUUGUCUUUCCAAAUUGGAGACCUUUGCAUGUUCUGUGAAUCAAAAACAAAUGCCCAUUCUCUUAUUAUUUUAAGAUUAAAUAAAAGCUGAUUUAUAAUUAGCUUUUCCCAGAAUCAUCAUUCUUUUAGGUUGAUCUGUUUUCUUCUGUUGUUAGGAGAGAGGACAGGCAUAUAUUUAAUUAUAUUCCUUUGUAUUGUGUUUUAUUACACAUGAACAGAAUUUUGAAUGAAAAGUUGCUCUGUGACUUCAUCUGUGAAUCAAGUUUGAAGUCCUAAAGUGAAUGUCUUUUUUUUUUUUUUUUGCAUGUAUUGUAUCUUUUGCCAUUUUUGACACCAAGGUGUACAGUUUGAAUGUCCCAAAUGGAAAAUUAUUCAAGAUGGUUUGCGUUAAAAAAAAAGGAAAAAAGAGAGAAGCUUGUUUACUUAUAGUGGAUCGAUUUCCUAUCUUGUUUACAUGUUUCAUUUCAAGAUUUCCUUGUAAAUGGGCAUUAUGUUCUGUAUUUUCCUAAAAAUUACUUGCAGGUUAUGCUAUCAAUUUCUAUUUGUUCUCAAAACAAACUCCUUUAGGGGUUUUAAUUCUGCACUCACUCAAAGGGUGAACUUGUUCUUUCCCCUUUUGAGAAUAGAAUGUUUACAUGUUCAACAGUACCAAAUUCUCUCAAAUUUCCAGGAUUCUUUAAGUCAAUAAAAUAUAUUCCAGAAUAAAA
Molecule: messenger RNA, 7439 nt
Organism: Antechinus flavipes (yellow-footed antechinus)
Lineage: Eukaryota; Metazoa; Chordata; Mammalia; Dasyuromorphia; Dasyuridae
Gene: TECPR1
Product: tectonin beta-propeller repeat containing 1
Exons: 24
Coding region: 1848-5390 (1180 amino acids)
Cellular component (GO): membrane
Source: RefSeq, a predicted model, not a curated record